Entamoeba nuttalli P19 is the source of this 1014-nucleotide messenger RNA. RefSeq lists its product as hypothetical. The record is from RefSeq and is a predicted model, not a curated record. NCBI's taxonomy places the organism in Eukaryota, Evosea, Mastigamoebida, Endamoebidae. The transcript is spliced from 2 exons. Bases 1 to 1014 code for a protein of 337 amino acids.
AUGUCAAAAACAAGUGAAACCAACAAAGAAAUUAAUUACAUCGUUCAAGAGGAAGAAGAAAAAAAAAUUGAAGAACAAGAGGAUUGGAAAACUAUUGUUGAAGAAUGGAAAGAAGAAAAGAAUGAAAUUAUUACAAUAAAUAAAGAACAGAAUAAAUUAUUCUUUAGAUAUUUGUCAUUAAUACAGAAUAGUGUUUAUCAUCGUUUUGCAUUAUUUCAAAUAGAAGACUCAAUUAAACAUGUUUCACAUUCUCAAAAUGAAUACUUUGCAUUGUUUUGGAGAUGUAUUAAAGAAUAUUGUGAUGACAAUUCAGAAAUUAGAAAUCCUAAAGCAUUAGAAAUUAUUCCAUUACAACUUCCUUCUUCAAUUAAAAUUAACUUUUCAUUUGAAAUUAAACAAAUUAAAAAUAAAUUGAUUGUAGAGUUUAAUUCAUCUCCAAUUCUUUUUCUUGAUGGAGAAUUUCCAGCUAAUUGCUCUGAAAGACAUAAUUCAAUUCAAAAUAUUUUUAAUGGAGAAUUAGCUGUAUUAAAUAUUCCUAUUCAUAAGGGUUUUGAAAGUUCAAUUCAACUUCAUUUAAAAUCAAAUUUAAAGUAUGAUAUUCAUUAUGGAGGUUAUGAGUAUCAAAUUAAACACAUGAAUAUUGAUAACAUGAAAGUAGGGGAUAUGUUUUUAACAAUGCACUCAAAUAUGUAUUACAAUGUAGUUAUUCAUUCAUUUUUUAAUGAAAAUAAUGCGUUUCAAUUUGGCUCAAAUGAAAAAAGUAUGGUGUAUUAUUCAAAUCUUAUCUUUAAAUGCCAUCAAAUGAAAGCUUCUUCUUUAUUCUUUGUUCUUGAUGAUAUUGGAAACGAAAAUUUGAUUGAACAAGUUAUGGUUGAAAUGUUUACAAAUAUUAGACAGUCUUUAAUUAAUGAAGGAUUCACAACGUUAAAAACAAUAGGAUUCAUUUGCUCUGAAGAAAUAACAUCCCAAACCACUUUAAAAACAUUUUUCACAUCAAAAAUCCAUGUCCAAUAA